Molecule: messenger RNA, 1707 nt
Organism: Micromonas pusilla CCMP1545
Lineage: Eukaryota; Viridiplantae; Chlorophyta; Mamiellophyceae; Mamiellales; Mamiellaceae
Exons: 2
Coding region: 1-1707 (568 amino acids)
Biological process (GO): positive regulation of GTPase activity; endoplasmic reticulum to Golgi vesicle-mediated transport
Cellular component (GO): endoplasmic reticulum membrane
Molecular function (GO): GTPase activator activity
Source: RefSeq, a predicted model, not a curated record
AUGGCCGCGCCGCCGCCGUCGCCGCCGCCGCCGCGCGACGACUACGACGACCCGGACGACUUCCGCCGUCGUCGCGAGGAGACGCGCGCGUUCGUGUCCUACAUCCUCGACGGCGCCGACGCCGCGUGCGUCCCCUCCAACUCCUCCUCCUCCUCCUCCAGAUCCUCCAUCGCGUCCGAGGUGUCGUCGCUCGCGUCGUUCGCGCGCGCGCGCGGGCUCGUCUCCUCCGCGACGCGCCGCCGCGCGUGGCCGCUCCUCUGCGGCAUCACGCCCGCGUCCGUCGUCGACGCGAAGGCGUUCGAGCGCGCGGCCGAGCGCGCGGACGCCGCGCAUCCGGACGCGGUCGUGAUCCGAAACGACGUCGCGCGCUCGCUGUGGGCGUUCACGUCGCACUGGGACGACGUGACGCGCGAGGGGAAGCGCGCGCGGCUCGCGGAGGUGCUCCGCGGCGCGGUGGGCGCGCACGAUUGGGAGAGCGCGCCGCACCACGCGCGGUACUAUCAAGGGCUCCACGACGUCGCGGGCGUGCUGCUGCUGGUGCUGAGGCGCGUCCCGUCGCGUCAUCGAUCAUCACACCACACCGGUCCCCAUACGACCGCGUCGGCGAGGUGGACGCGAUUCCUUAAGGACUUCAUUCACUUCCCGGCGGACGUCUCGAUCGCGUCCGCGGCGCUGGAGCGCGUGACGCUGUUUCACCUUCGAGACGCGACGCGGUCGUCGUUCGCGCCCGUCGCCGACGCGCUGUCGCUGCUGCCGUGCCUCCUUCGACGAAUGGGGAGACGCCGUUUGAGUGACGUCAUCGCGACGAGCGGUGUGGGGACGACGUUCGCGCUGACGUGGAUGCUGACGUGGCACAUCCACGGCUUCGCGGCGUCGAAUUCGAAUCAUCGUCGCGAAGAGCGCGAGAGACGCGACGUCGUCAACCUCGAGCUCGCGUCGCGGCUCGUGGACUGCUUCCUCGCGUCGCACCCGCUGCUGCCGCUGUACGCCGGCGCGGUCGCGCUGGCGAGUCGCGAGGAGGAGAUACUCGCGGCGUGGACGUCGACGACGACGACGACGCGCGGGCGUACUUUUGCUUUUGGACGCGCGGCUGCGCUACGACGACGCGCAGCUGCGCGACGACUCGGGGGGGGCGACGUCGGCGAGCUGCACGCGGCGCUGUCGAGGACGCGGCUGGUGAGCGAGAAGAACCUCCGCAGCCGACGCAGGGCGCUGUGCGAGCUCGACGGCGUCCUCCGCGACGCGCUCGAGACGUUCGACGCGCAUCCGCCUCGCGCGUUGUACAAAGCCGCGGGCGUGUUCCCCCCGCGUGGGAGCGCGUGCGAGCUGUACGAGCGAGGGUACGUCUGGACGCGCGACGACGUCGACGGGCGCCCGGAGCGAUACAUUUUGAAAUCGCCGACGCCGCGCGCGGUCGCGCUAGGUACCGGCGACGGCGGCGGCGCGUGGACGCGAGCGUGGACGCGGCGCGUCGCCGAGCGCGCGAGCGCGGCGGCGACGCGCGCGCGGCGGUGGAGGCUGGCGCGGUCGCGGUGGCAGCCGCGGGCGACGACGCGCGCGGAGAGGGAGAGGUGCGUUCUAUACACUGGUCCCCAUACGACCCCGUUCGCGAGGUGGACGCCGAUCCUUAAGGACUUUGCCCGGUGCAUCUCUCCGCCCACCCCCCGCUUUCAAUCCCCGUCCUCGACGCCUUUCAACGCCAACUGA